Cantharellus anzutake is the source of this 1017-nucleotide messenger RNA. Its product is annotated as mitochondrial FAD carrier protein. Gene Ontology annotation, biological process: folate import into mitochondrion; nucleotide transport. Gene Ontology annotation, cellular component: mitochondrion. Bases 1 to 942 code for a protein of 313 amino acids. Gene Ontology annotation, molecular function: folic acid transmembrane transporter activity; FAD transmembrane transporter activity. The transcript has 6 exons. The record is from RefSeq and is a predicted model, not a curated record. Lineage: Eukaryota; Fungi; Basidiomycota; Agaricomycetes; Cantharellales; Hydnaceae.
AUGUCGACGGGUCCUAGUUUUUUCCCAACACCAGCCCUCGACCAUUCGUUCGCCGGGAUAACGGCUGGGACCGUCGCAGUUUGCUGCGUGCAUCCGCUUGAUCUCCUCAAGAUCAAAUUCCAGGUAUCAACGUCGCCACCACCCGGGAAUUCUAAUCCUUUGAAACAAAUAUACAACUCCCUUACGGGCAUCAAGCGCGACUCUGGGUGGAAGGGUUUAUAUCGAGGUAUUGGUUCCAAUGUCGCAGGGAAUGCAGCAGGCUGGGGCUUGUAUUUCUGGCUCUACACUAUAAUAAAGGGUCGAUUAGCAACGGACGGCUCAGAGAAGCUCACUUCGGGAGAUUAUUUGUUAGCAUCUGCAGAAGCCAGCGCCAUAACAGCGGUGCUUACUAACCCUCUAUGGGUGGUGAAAGUUCGAAUGUUCACUACACGUGCUGAUGCUCCAGAUGCAUAUAGAAGCGUGGCACAUGGCUUAACAUCAAUCGUUCGCACCGAAGGUGUGCGGGGUCUCUAUAGAGGGACUUCCUUAGGGCUCUUCGGCGUCAGCUCGGGGGCUCUACAAUUCAUGGCGUACGAACAGAUGAAGAAUUUUGCUUUCUACAGAAAACGGCGGAGAAUUGAAAGCAAGGCGGAAUGUGGAGGGAAGUCAAACGCCACAUAUACAUUCGUGUCGGCUGCUGCUAAGCUCCUUGCGCUUGCUUCUACAUACCCAUACCAAGUCAUCCGCUCUCGCUUGCAAAACAACGCUACAAACCACCUCUAUCCAAAUCUCCGUACCUGCACUCGUAAAACAUGGCAGGACGAAGGCUAUCGGGGAUUUUAUAGGGGACUAGGGACGAAUCUUAUUAGAGUGUUGCUGGAACGUGCGGUCACCUUUGUCGUGUACGAGAAUGUCGCAUGGUUACUGAGGACAACUGCCAUUCGGAGACAACGGGAGAAGUGACAUCAGACGAGUAGAAUGUGUUCGGCGUGCGCUCCAGAUGGUGUAUAUAUACUCAUUAUGCGAGUACAGACGAUG